This is a messenger RNA of Ceutorhynchus assimilis (cabbage seed weevil), 1087 nucleotides long. The record is from the annotation of a GenBank genome assembly. Lineage: Eukaryota; Metazoa; Arthropoda; Insecta; Coleoptera; Curculionidae.
UAUUAUCUUACCGAAAAUUUCUGUAAAGUGAUAUUGAAAAAAAAAAAAAUUAUCUACAAUCAAUAACAGAAUACUGAUGCAACUAAAAAGCUUUCGUUGAAAACAACUUGUAUCAUUCAUUAAAAUGUCUCUAAUGUAUAUUCUAAUAGCAAAAUUAUGGUAAAUAAUUAUAUUAUUAUCAAUACAUUUUUUUUGUUGUUGGUUUGAUUACUAUUAGUAUUUAAUCGGAUGAGAAAUUUAAAUAAUUCGUAGUCAACAAGCACAAGACGAAACAUGGCAGCAACUCCAACCACUUUAGUCCUUUUCUCAGAGGAUAGAAUAAUUCUACCAAUAAAAAGUCUCUAUGCUGUGGCUAAGCAUCCCUUCCAAUAUGGUGUGAAGGAUAUCUCUCAGAAGGUUGUAAAAGUAAUUGUCAACCUUACCUAUUCACCGAGAGCGGCCACUCUGGAAAAAAAAAAUCGGAAUUUUGCCAGUGCGAUAUAUGCGAACCAAAAUCGACAGCGAGGAGGAAUUCAAGCUCCUGGAACAGGUGAUGAAGAAAUUCAAAUUCAACCUGUGUUGGGAGCUUUCCCAACGCAACUUUCCUGCGCUGCUUGUGAACUUUGUAUUAGUUAUAAUUAUUAUUAUCAAAUAGGUUCUGGUUGUCAACUGUGCAUUUUGUUGUUCUCUAUGGAAAUAUGAAUUAUUAUUGUGUUCAAUUUUUUAUUAUUAUAUGCAUAUUAUAUGCAAUUGUAUAACUUUUAUGGUGCUCUGCCCUCGACGGCAUCCCAAUUCAUUUUAACAUUUGAUUAUUAUUGAAAUGACGAAGACUAUUAUUAAAAAUGGAAUUUAACACAGCAGUAACAGAUUGCAUGUUUUAUUACUUGCUAGCAGCCAGUGAUUAGUUAACUGAAGCAAUGUGAGUUCUCUACAAACCUGCUUGUCGAAAACCUAAAGGAGGGGUCCUCCUCCCAACUACAGCAGUAACCCAAGCGUUUGCGGAUACUCCCUGGAGAUAAUUAAUGAGUGAUGAAAUAUAUCCUACCGAUAAAGAUGAUAAUGAUGAUGAUGUGGAAGAGGCACAGCAGCAGCAGCAAACCUCAGCUAG